AUGGCUUCACAAACAACAGAAUCCGUUCCAAUCCCUCAGCCUCCACCCUCACUGUUCAUCGGCAACCUCUCGGAGAUAGACCCGACCAAUGUGCCAAGCUCCUUCCAACGGCUUGCGGACAUAUAUGGCGAGAUUUAUCAGCUCGAUCUACCAGGUCGUAAGGGCAAGGUCGUUGUUGUUUCCUCAUACGACACGAUAAACGAUGUCUGUGAUGCGGAACGGUUCGAGAAGCCCAUAAAUGCAACGCUCGAGGAGGUUCGCGCUCUGACUGGCAAUGGGCUAUUCACAGCCUACCCUGGGGAGAAGGCUUGGGGCGUGGCGCAUCGUUUGCUCAUGCCGGUGUUUGGCCCAAUGGGCAUCCGCAAGAUGUUCGAUGAUAUGAUGGAUAUCGCGACACAAAUGUUGCUUCGAUGGGAUCGGUUUGGUCCAGAGCACGAAAUACUGUGUAGCGACGACUUCACACGACUUACGUUUGAUAUGAUCGGCUUAUGCGCAUUCGGAUAUCGAUUCAACAACUUCUACUCUGACCAUGCGAACCCAUUCAUUGACCAGAUGGUUGAAGUUUUGAUGGAAUCUGGAAAACGAAGCAGCCGCACAGCGAUUGAGAACAAACUGCGCGUCUUUGCUGAAGCUAAUCGCCAGGAGAACGUGAAGAAGAUGCAUGAUUUAUGUGACCACAUCAUCGCCGAUCGCAUCGCACACCCGCAACCAGAUGCCAAGGAUCUUCUCAAUCCUAUGUUGGAAGGAGUUGACAAAGAGACUGGUGAGAAAAUGUCUAAUGAGCUCGUCCGAUACAACAUGGUGACGUUUCUGGUCGCGGGCCAUGAGACUACAAGCGGAACUUUAGGGUUCCUGUUCUACCACUUGCUCAAGAAUCCAGAAACGUAUCUCAAAGCCCAGGCCGAAGUUGAUGAGGUUCUUGGCGACGGUCCCCUGGAGGCGAAGCACAUCUCGCAGCUUGUCUAUAUCAAGUUCGCUAUAUAUGAGGCUUUGAGGUUCCUUGGCCCUAUUGCACUUACUACGAAGCAUUCUUUGAAGCCAACGAAGAUUGCCGGUAAAUAUCAGGUACAGCCCGAGGACCACGUUCUCAUGAAUCUUCGUGGACUACAUCACGACCCAAAGGUUUGGGGCGAAGAUGCUGAAGUGUUUCGACCGGACAGGUUCCUCAACGGUGGGUGGGAGAGCCUGCCUCCAAACGCCUGGAAGGCCUUCGGAGACGGAAUGCGAGCCUGUAUCGGUAGAACCUUUGCUGAGCAAGAGAUGAUAAUGGUCGUCGCUCUCAUAAUACAGAAGUUCCAGGUCGAGUUGGCAGAUCCUGCUUAUCAGCUCCACGUCUCCGUUACCAUAACGCAGAAGCCCAAGGACCUGAAGAUCAAAGUUCGCAGGCGACCUGGCCGAACUAUGGCCGGCCUAGGCGGGGUGGGGCAAAAUGUUCCCUCCCAAAAAGCAGGCGCGGAGAAAUCCAAUCCAAGUAAUGGAGAGCAGACCCCCGCCCGGGAUGCGAAACCAAUCACUGUACUGUACGGCUCAAAUGCAGGUACAUGCAAGUCUUACGCGGAAGACCUUGAGACGAAUGCAUCUCGCUUCGGUUUCAAAGCCAACAUAGCCAGCUUAGACUCUGCCACUGAACAUAUUCCGAAGGACCAGCCGAUAGUCAUCAUUGAGCCCUCCUAUGAGGGGAAGCCAGCCGACAAUGCCAAGAAGUUCACUGCAUGGUUGGAGGGCAAUGCGAACUCCAAGCAACUUGAAGGUGUGCAAUACGCCAUCUUUGGUGUCGGCAACAGCGACUGGACUCACACUUACCAUCGGAUCCCAAAGCUGACAGACGAUUUGUUCGAGAAAAUGGGUGCAAAGAGGUUCACCGAGACCGGCCUUGUCAAUGUGAAAGAAGACAUUAUGGGUCCUUGGGAGAAAUGGUCCGAGCAGAUGUGGAAUGAUCUCCGCAAAUCGAGCGGUACGACUGUUGAAGUUCUUGGUGGACAGGUUCAGGUUGCGAUAACACCCCCAAAGUUCGCGACGUAUCUCGGUGGUAGCGACAUUGGCUACGGAGAAGUCAAGGUCAACAAAGACUUGGGCUGUGGUGAGGUUGGCCUUGCAAAGAAGCAUAUGGAGAUCGAACUUCCCGCUGGGACAUCGUACCGAUCCGGCGACUAUAUGGUUAUUUUACCGCUAAACAGCAUCACGAAUGUGAGGCGUAUCAUGAAACGCUUCGAUCUCGCGCCCGACGACAACAUUAUCGUUACUGGAACCAACAAGAGCUUCAUCGCUACCGAUUCGCCCAUAUCCGUCUUUGACCUGCUCAUGACGCGUGUGGAGUUGAGCACACCCAUUUCGCAGAAGCAACUCGAAACGCUCGCAGAAGCGACAUCCGAAAACAAGCGGGGCAAGUUGUUGGAGCUCGCAACAGAUGAGGUGUACAAAAGAGAUGUCAUCUCAAAGCGUUACAGCAUCCUGGACAUCCUUGAGGACUACCCAGACUGCCAGCUCGACUUUGCUACUUAUCUCGACUCGCUAAAGCCCCUCUCACCCCGUCAAUACAGCAUCUCGUCCUCACCGAUCGCCAACAUCGAAUUCACACAGAAGCCCGAUGGCACCAACACGCAGCGCCUGACAGCCUCAUUGACGUAUGAUGUACACGAAGAAGCCGCAUGGAGUGGAGGUGGCCGUCAGUUCCGCGGCGCCGCAUCUACAUACCUUGCUAGACAAGAGCCUGGUGAAAAGGUCCGUUGCUUUACACGCCCAACGAACGUAAACUUCCAUCUGCCACUGGAUCCCACAGUACCUAUCAUCAUGAUCUGCGCGGGUUCUGGUCUAGCCCCCAUGCGCGGCUUCAUCCAAGAGCGAGCGGUUAUCAAGAAGGCCCGCAAUGCCACCGUUGGCCCAGCAAUCCUGUACUUUGGCUGCCGCCACCACGAAAAGGAUUUCAUCUACGCGGACGAACUGGCGCAAUGGGAAGCAGAUGGCGUCGUUAGUGUGCGCGGAUGCUUCUCCAAAGUCGCGCCUGAGGGACAGAAGGCCCAACGCGUGCCUGAUCGUAUGUGGGAUGAGCGCAAGGAGUUGGCCCAGUUGUUUGGAGAACACGGUGCCAAGAUCUUCAUCUGUGGCAGUGCAAGUAAAUUGGCGAAGAGCACUGCAGAGAUCUGCAUGAAGAUCUACAUGGACACAUUUCCAGGUAAGACGGAAGAUGAUGCCCAGAAGUGGCUAGAGAAGGUCAAGGAGGAUAGGUAUGUCAGCGAUGUGUUUGAGUGAGUUCGUAAACAAACUCCGCGUGCUGUGCGACUUGGUGGCAGGAUGGAUACACUGGUAAUGGGCGGAGAAAUUGUAUGCCAAGACGUGAGGGGUAGAAACAAUUGUUCAUUGCCAA
Messenger RNA from Pyrenophora tritici-repentis Pt-1C-BFP, 3364 nucleotides. Its product is annotated as CysJ, Sulfite reductase, alpha subunit (flavoprotein). NCBI's taxonomy places the organism in Eukaryota, Fungi, Ascomycota, Dothideomycetes, Pleosporales, Pleosporaceae. Gene Ontology annotation, molecular function: aromatase activity; iron ion binding; flavin adenine dinucleotide binding. The record is from RefSeq and is a predicted model, not a curated record. Gene Ontology annotation, cellular component: cytosol.